AUGAUAAAAGGUUAUUAUGCGUUAUACACAACCUUAGUUCAAGCCAGUGGCACAGAAAAGUUCAAAUUAUUGAUAAAUGUUGCAAAAAAGAUAAUAACUGUAUAUUGUUGUCUGCGGGAUUUCAAAUCAAGUGGUUAUCCAUCCAGAUUAGAUAUUGCCAAUAUACUAAUAAGAGAUUUUAUGAAUGAACAAGAAGCCAUAGCUACCUAUCUUGCAUACAUAUGUGCAUGUUUUCAAAAGAUGCAGGAAUUUGAUAGAGAUUUUAAGGAAUGGAUAGAUUGGCAUACCAAUAAAAAUUCACAAGAGAAAUUUUGGAGUUUAGUUAAAUACCUGUUUGCAUUUAAUAAAGCUCAUACACUGGUUGGUAAGAAGGUUGAAACAGGAAUUUUUGCAGUCUUUACAGACAUACAUUCAAAUAUUUUGAACUGUUCACCUGCUCUUACCUCGAUCCAUCUAAAAGAAUUGUGCAGCAUGGAAGCAAUGACAUUAAAGGAGUCAGAAGACCCACAACAUUUCUUUCAGUAUAGAAAACCUUUGUGGAGUGCAUUAUUAAUGCCUUCUAGUGAUACUAAAGGGAUGGAAUCAGAAUGUAUUAUCAAAUUGGCUAUAGACAAGCUUCUUGGACCCCAUUUAUGUGUCGAAAUAAUGCCACAAUCUGAAUAUGCAUCUAAUUUAAUAGCAAACAAUAUAUGCCUUUGUAUUAAAGUCUUAGAGAAUUGUAAAUACAUUGUUAUAGCGAUGCCUAGUAAAUCUGUACUAGUAGAAGCUAGUGCUCAAAUAAUGAAUGAUCCACAUAUCAGGCUCACAGAACUUAUUAAUAAGCUAUCUAAAGCCUUAAAAAAAGGCAUAGUAGAGGAUGAAUUUUUAAAAUUAUUACUUGUGGAUAAUGUUUAUAAGAAAAUAAAGAAUCACCUUGAAGAGACAAGAAAAGAUCUUGGUGAUGCUUUGAUUCAUAGCACUCUUGAUGAAAAGUUUAAUGAUAAUCGAAUUUCAUACAUAUUAAUACAAAUUAAAAACCACACUACUAAUAACAAAGGUUAUGGAUAUUUAAAGUCUGCAACUACUUGUCUGCAACUACUUGACUGCAACUACUUGACUGCAACUACUUGUGCAAAAUCAGAGUUAGCUAAUGUUCUGUCAAAGUUUACUGAAACACCUAAUAUGACUUCGUGCAAAUGUAAAAUUGCAGAAGUAUUAGAAGAUUAUAAAAUAGAUACUAAAGAAACAGGAAAAAAAUUCGUUAAGAAGAUUAGACUUAAAAAUAAGAAAGUUUUAAGUGCUUUAAGUACCAAAAUCAAAGCAUUUCGAGAGCAUUUUCAGACCUCACUUGGAUUAUUUGGACUAUCUUCAAACAUUUACAAUUGCCUGGUGCAGUCUACACCAGUGUCUACAGCCUCAUUAUCAGCUAAAGUUAGCGAUCUCACAAAUAGCCUUAAACAUUUAUUGUCUGCUUGGGUUGAUCCCGUGAUAAGAGAAGGUCAAGAAACCAUGAAGAUAGUUAAAUGUCUGACUUCAAAGCUUGAGGUUGAAAAUUCGAAGCUUAGGCAAAUUAUAAAUAAAAAAUCCGAUCUUGAGGCUGAGAAUUUUAAGUGUAAAGUUAAGAAUGUUAAAUUUAAAGCUGAAGUAGUGAAAUUAAGACAUAACAUUGAGGAAACCAAAUUGUAA
Molecule: messenger RNA, 1665 nt
Organism: Cetraspora pellucida
Lineage: Eukaryota; Fungi; Glomeromycota; Glomeromycetes; Diversisporales; Gigasporaceae
Source: the annotation of a GenBank genome assembly